This is a messenger RNA of Spathaspora passalidarum NRRL Y-27907, 1853 nucleotides long. It is a transcript of the gene TEP1, whose product is annotated as putative phosphatidylinositol-3,4,5-trisphosphate 3-phosphatase. Gene Ontology annotation, biological process: cell motility; phosphatidylinositol dephosphorylation; phosphatidylinositol 3-kinase/protein kinase B signal transduction. Gene Ontology annotation, molecular function: protein tyrosine phosphatase activity; phosphatidylinositol-3,4,5-trisphosphate 3-phosphatase activity. Gene Ontology annotation, cellular component: plasma membrane; cell projection; nucleus. The transcript has 2 exons. The record is from RefSeq and is a predicted model, not a curated record. Bases 69 to 1073 code for a protein of 334 amino acids. Lineage: Eukaryota; Fungi; Ascomycota; Pichiomycetes; Serinales; Debaryomycetaceae.
CACAUUUAAACGAGAAUCCAGACAACCAGUUUUCUCUGUAAAAGUUGUCCACCAAUGAAGAAAAGCUAAUGAAAUCAAUCAUUCGCUCUAUAGUAUCGUCUCCUAAACGCGUCCAUUAUGAUAAACCGCUUGGUCUACAGUAUGAUCUUUCAUACAUCACUCUGCAAAUCAUAGUGGCCCUGGCACCGGUGCUGGGGUUCUUGCAACAAUAUUACCGAUACCCGUUGUCUGAUCUAGUCACAUUUCUCAACACGUACCACUUGAACCAUUGGAGAUUGUUUAACUUUAGAGGGGAGGAUCCGGGAUACACUGAUGAAGAGGUGAAUGGACAAGUCAGUCAUUAUCCCUUUCCUGACCAUCUGCCACCUUCAUUCGAUAUAAUGCUACAAUGUGUGAAGGAACUACAGCAGUAUUUGAAACAGGAUACAAAAAACGUUGCUGUGUUACACUGUAAAGCCGGUAAGGGAAGAAGUGGGUCUUUAUGCUGUGCCUAUCUCAUGUAUGAUGAGUUCAGUAAUGGACGUGGGUUUAACGUUAAACUGGUAAUUGAUUUGUUUACCGAAAAGCGCAUGCAAAGCUUUGCAGGUGAUGGAAUAAGUAUAUUGUCCCAACAAAGAUAUCUUGACUAUUGGAGUACAUUCUUGAAUAGCACUCCUGAAUUACGACAACAGUAUUUGGAAUAUGUGGAACAAGUUAAGCCAUAUGAGAUAUACAAAGUAAGAGUUAAAAAUGUUUGCAAUUUGAGUGAAUUUUACAAGUUAAAUCUUCUAUUGAACACGGUUGCUAAAUUCGUGAAGAAGUUAACUGCCGAGAACAGCAAAAUGACGAAACAUGACCAGAAUUUGUUCUUUACACCAAAUACACCAAUUAAGUUAGAUUCAAGUAUGUUAGAUAUAAAACUCGGGGUUAAAACCUGGUGUUACUGUUGGUUUAAUAUUUAUUUCGAAAGCUUGGCCAGUCUGCCAAGUGUUAUCUUGCAAUGGGAGGAUUUAGAUGGAUUUAAAGGUACAAGACAACGAGGAGUAAAAGUUUUUGAUGAGAUUGAAGUGUAUUGGAAUAUACCUCAAGAAUAACUCUAUAUAUAUUAGCUAGCUAUAUAAUUAACCACCUCGUUUUUCAUUAUCUACUUCUAACCAAAAUUGUUUUAAUGCCCGCUGUACCAGAUCAACAUGAGUUGAAUCUUGUUUAAAUUUAUGAAAGUUGGAUUUGCUUAAUGUGAAAGGUUUUGAGAUUUUGAUUUCCUCAAAAAGAAUGAUGUCAUGUUGGUUAUGACUGUAUUUGACUUUAUCCUUACCGUAUAACUUCACAAACUUAUCGUAUAAUCUGUGUGCUAUGGGUUGAGGAGAUGAAUUAUGCGAUUGAGUUCUUGGUGAGGUAGAUGCUUGCCUUCUUUGUGCUGGUUGUUGUUGUGGUGGUGGAGACACAUUUGGUUCAACAGGACUCGGUUUGUAAUCUAUAAUGCGCUGUUGUAUGGUUUCAUCAAGUUUGGCAACAUCAAUGGGAUGCAAUGUCAAGUUGUUUGUGGAAUAUUUAGCAAGAUUGGACCCACCUUUUUUGUUUGGAAACGGAGGUAACACUUGCAUUGAUUUUAUGAAUGAAGUGUUGAUGAUUCUAUACGUGUCACCUUUAUUUGUGUCUUUUUUGGUUUCAUUAGAUGUUAUUCUUAAUGAGAGUACUUCAUUGGAAGAUGAGAAUGCGUAAAUGUAUCCAGUGAUGGUUUGGUCUAAUAAUGUAGUGAUUUUAACUUUCAAGUUUAUUACUUGUUCGAAAUUGUUGAUUGACAUGCUGGAAAUGGUAUAAGGUUCUAUAUGACUAAUAGUUUAUAGUUUAAAAUGGUAAUUUCGAUUUGGUAU